AAAAAUCGUUAAUUGAAAUGUCCUACGUUGACCCUACGUAAUGGCUAAAUUGCUUUGCACGAUAUGGGCGUUGAUGUUGAACAGCUUAGACGUGUCCAUUUUCAAAACGUGUUUCGCCAAUGCUAUGGAAGAUGAUUUUGGCGAACCAUUGAUCACAGGACCACCGAUAACUAGUUUCCUCUUUGCUGCUGGAGUCUACGUCAUCGUGGCACAAUCGACACUAUUUCCUCAAUCCUUUCGCAAACCUAAUCCAAUGUUACUUUGCAUUUACGAGUUUCUUACGACAGCAUUCUUUCUGGAGUUCUCGAUCGCCUGCAUUUGGACACCCAUCGAUGUGCUCAUGUUAACUACUCUACCCAAGGCCAUUUGCCACACACUUCAAGAUUAUGGAUACAACGAGGUCGCCGAAACCUUCGUAGCCAACAAAUCGUCUAUGGCUGCGCUUAGCUACGGAACUUCUAUAACCUUUUUUCUAUUAGCAUUGCACGUUACUAAAACUGUCGACUAUACUAUACUUACAGAUUGCGGACUUACUUACUUCGGUUCUCAUUUGAAAAAUAAACUGUGGCAACAAAUACAAAGCGAACUUCCAAAAUCGAAGCAGAUUAAAAGAUGUCCUUGUAAACCUCGAAGGAAUAAUCGUAGCAAGAGUCGUGGCAAGGAUUAUAAAUUAUAAAUGAAGAACAAAAAUCCGUUGAUAACAUUUAAAUAAAUGACAAAGUUUUUACCCCGGAAAUGUGGAUGAUUUUUAAUUACCUUUUCAAACUAUUUUCUAUUCUCUUUCAUUUUCUCUUUCACACACUCUCUCUCUCACUCUCUUUUCUUUUUUUUUUUUAUGAAAAAGAAGGCAUUUAUUUCAUCCGAACUGAAAUGUAAAGUACAAAUUGUAUAGAUAAUAUAGUGGUAAUAAUAUAAUAAUUAAUCGUUAAUAAUAAAUAUUAAUUCAAUUAAUCAUACGGUAGAUUGUUUUUGUUUUCUUUUUCUUUUCCAUGUGUAAUGCGUUUUUACAUACGUCUAUAUAUUUGUACGAUUUAAAAUAUAUACACGUAUAUUAUUACACGCACGAAUUUGUUUGCUCUCAAUUUGUGGUCUGUCUCUGUUUGGUUUCGAGUGUAUAGUUGUAUAUUAUCGCAUGUGUGUGUGUGUGUGUGUAUUUGUAUAUAGGUGUAUAUCGUAAUUGUACUAAAGGGAGUGUGUUAGACGUGUGUCGGUGGCAGCAUUACAUUAUGUAAUUUAAUGAAUUUAUAUAUUACAAUGAUUUCUUCGUCUCGCCGACGGACGGCCGCAAAUUAUAACUCUCGAUUACUUUUCUUAUAUUUUUUUCUUGUUUUUUUUUUCUGUUUUUUUUUCUUUCUAUUAUUUCUUUCCCUAUUCUCUUGGAACCUUUCCACGGCUUUGGGCCCGCACAUGACACAGCUUCUUUCUCGUCGGCUGCGUAUUUUUUCUUUUUCUUUUUUUAUUUUCAAACGUGUGUCCUCAUUUAUCAUUCGUUCAUCUAACUUUUCAUUUUCAUCUUCAUGCUCAUGUUCAUGUUCAUGUUCAUCUUCAUCUUCUACUUUUUUUUCCUAUUCGUAAGCACGAUUAGGCAGUGCAAUGAAAUUUUUUUUACCGGAUAUGUAGAAUGGCCGUUAAGACUUUGCUCUCUCUCUCUCUCUUUUUUCUUUUUUCUUUUUUUUCUUUUAUUUAACGCAGAUAUGAUUGAGUAUUAUAUCGAGUCAAACCGUCAGAUUUAUCUCGCGAAUGUGAAUAAUAAUGGGGAAUGUGAGGAGGGGGAAAUUUUCGAUACGAUGUUAAAAAGGGAUGUGUUUGGAAAAAAAUGACAUUUGUGCGCGGGGACCAAAAAUGGGCAAGGUUCGAUCGAAAACAAUUCAGGGGAAAUUCGGGAUUUCGUUUUACUAUAAUUGGAACAAUUAUAUUUUCACGAAGGAACGUCAUGUUGUUUACUUUUAUUACGGCCUCUUUCUUACUUUUCCUUUUAUCGAAUUAAAUCUUGAUCUACGAUAUUUCUCUUUUUCUUUUUUUCUUUCUUUCUUCUCUUUUUUAAUUUUUGUUCCAUUUUUUCAUUUUUUUUUUUAUUUUUUGCUCUAUUUCCUAUCCGACUCAUCGUCACAUGGUGUUGCCGGCGUUACGAAAAUAAAUUCUAAAUAAACUCUAAAUUAAUUCUAAAUUAAUCUAAAUAAAUAAAUA
Messenger RNA from Polistes dominula (European paper wasp), 2187 nucleotides. RefSeq lists its product as uncharacterized. Lineage: Eukaryota; Metazoa; Arthropoda; Insecta; Hymenoptera; Vespidae. The record is from RefSeq and is a predicted model, not a curated record.